Lytechinus pictus (painted urchin) is the source of this 4022-nucleotide messenger RNA. Its product is annotated as 2-oxoglutarate and iron-dependent oxygenase JMJD4-like. The record is from RefSeq and is a predicted model, not a curated record. Gene Ontology annotation, biological process: protein hydroxylation; positive regulation of translational termination. Lineage: Eukaryota; Metazoa; Echinodermata; Echinoidea; Temnopleuroida; Toxopneustidae. Gene Ontology annotation, molecular function: 2-oxoglutarate-dependent dioxygenase activity; sequence-specific DNA binding. Gene Ontology annotation, cellular component: nucleus; cytoplasm. The transcript is spliced from 6 exons. Bases 84 to 1424 code for a protein of 446 amino acids.
ACGUACCGUAGUGGUAGUGUGGUACCGCAAAAUCUCUAACGUGAAUGUUCGGUAGCAAUGUUGUUUAGGAAGUAUUGGCAAAGAUGGGUUUGUCAGAAACCAUACAAGCUCUUAGAAAAGGAGAAGGAUUUGGUGACAUUGCAUUUGUCAACGAGAUUUUGAGCUACAAUGAGUUUUUCCAGUCAUUUUUGUUGCCGAACAGACCUUGUUUGCUUGACAAACACGCCACAGAAAAUUGGCGAAGUGUCCGAGAAUGGGUGCGAGAAGACGGUACACCAAACUUUGAAUAUAUUGAGGCAACAUUUGGCAAUGACACUGUUCCUGUUGCUAAUUGUGGUAAAGAGAAAUACUAUGCCCAACCUAAGGAAGACUAUAAGAUGUCAGACUACAUCAACUACUGGAGGAAGCAUAUUGAGAUGGACUAUAGGUCUUCAGAAGGAUGCCUCUAUCUCAAAGACUGGCAUUUUACUAAAGCAUUUCCAGAUUAUGGUGCCUAUUUCACACCCAUUUACUUCAAAUCUGACUGGCUGAACGAAUUCUGGGAUUACAGAGACGACCAACAAGGGGAUGACUAUCGUUUUGUCUACAUGGGACCUAAAGGUUCAUGGACGCCAUUCCACGCAGACGUGUUCCGCUCUUACAGCUGGUCAGCCAACAUCUGUGGCAAGAAAAGAUGGCUCUUCUAUCCUCCUGGUGCUGAAGACAAUCUCAGGGAUACCUUGGGCAACCUUGCUUAUGACCUCACCUCCCCAGAAAUGGACGAUCCCAAGAAAUACCCCCACCGUCACAAGGUGGGGGAGCCCUUAGAGGUCAUCCAGGAGGCGGGGCAGGUCAUCUUUGUUCCUAGUGGCUGGCAUCACCAAGUUUUUAAUCUUGAGGAUACUAUUUCUAUCAAUCACAAUUGGCUGAAUGGUUGCAACCUUGACAUCACAUGGAGGUUCUUGCAGUCUGAACUCCAGGCUGUCAAGAAAUCAAUCGAAGACUGCAAAGACAUGGAGGGAUGGGCAGAACAAUGUCAGCUCAUCAUGAAAGCCAGUACUGGAAUGGACUAUGCAGAGUUCUUCAACUAUCUUCAUAUCAUAUCAUCAAGGAGGUUACAAUCAUGCAGUCAAAGUAAAAUCAAGUCUACCAACACUACAUCAAACACAGAUGGAUGUGAUAAUCCAAUUGGAGAUUCCCUAAGGACACAGUAUCACAAUGUUGGUUCAUGUGCUCAUGAAUCAAGUGAAAACACUCCAGUGCUAACAAAUAUUGGUGAUGACGCUUCGAGCGUGAACCAUUUUGUAUUUGAUCUGUCAAGGAUACAGGAGGUAUUAGAGGACAUGGUGGAAAAUGAGGACUUUAAAGAGAUAGACUUCACCAAGCUUCCACAAAAACCAGAUGAUCUGUUGCAAGCGAUAAGAACUGAAUUGCACACUGCGUGAAAAACUCAUAUUUGUUUUUGAUGAGGAAAUUGAUAUGCUCUUUGUUUAAUAUAAGUGAAACUGCAAUAUUCAGAGUUUUGAUAAAUAUAAUUACAGUAUAUGAAUCAUAAUUUAUUCCAGUCCUUCAUUCUGUGUAUUGUCUUACAGGUUGUGUUGUCACAAUGAAAGAAAAUUGAGGGGACAGGCAAGGUGUAUGGCAAAAAUUAUCAUUGAAUUAUAGAGGAUGCAUAGAUUUGAAAAAUAUGGUAGACAAUUAGGACUUCAUUAUCUACAUGUAUUUUCCAAGAACAGAAGAGGGGCGUUUUUCAAAAAAUCAUUUAUUUAAUGGCAUUCAAGAUUUACCUAUGAUACCACAUUAAUUCCAUGGAAAUAUGGUUCGCUUUUAAAAUGAUUUGGAAAAUGUCUGGAAACACAAAUUUUCUGCAUCGGAUACCAUUGGGAAAAACCCUCUUCAUGAAAUCUAAAAAUGUUGAGUGAAGACAUGGUUAAAAUGUUUAGUCUUGUACCUAUCAAGAGCUAUCGCAAAAAUGAGCAGAAGAGAAAUCAAUUUAUUAAAAGUACAAUUCUUGAAACGUCCCAAUAGAUGUUUGAUAUAACAGGGUCACAUUCAGGUCUCCUUUUCUUUUGGUUCCUUACUUAAAUAAACCCUUAAAUUAAUAUUUAAAAUGAAAAGCUUGAAUUAAUUCAAAAUUAUUGCUGUUCAAUUGUAUUUUGUCAAGGACCUCAUUUGAGUUUCUACUGCAGGUUUGGAUCAAUGGGGGGGGGGGGGGGUGGGGAUAAUGUGCCCCAUUUUUAUUACUUUUUGCUUCUAAGAGAAUUUCUUGAAAGGAAAGUACUGAAAGUGGUGAUCUUUGACUUUGUUUUGCUUAAUAAGUAAAAUAUGAUUGAAUUUAAAGGGGUACUCCAGGCUGAAAAUAAUUCACUGAGCAAAUCACUGAAAAUUUCAUUAAAAUCUGAUGACUAAUAAAGAAGUUAUUGAAUUUUUAGCUCAUCCGGCCCGAAGGGCAAAAGGAGCUUAUGCCGUGGCGUCCGUCCACAAUUUCAAAAUGCUUCUUUUUUGCCAUUUCAAGUCGAUUUCAAUUCUGUUUGCUUUAUAUGAUAGCACUAGGUGGGGGAUUCAAAACUUCUACACAGAAUUUUGAAACUCAUUAAAUAUGCUAAUUUAUGCGCAUUUUUCAAAAUUCACAAAAAUGCUUCUUAGUCAUUUGUUGACCGAUUUUGAACUUUUUGCUUCCAUCUGGUAGAGCUUCAUCAAACUUCUACACAGAAUUUUGAGUAGAACAAUUUUUAUGCUAAUUUGUGCGAAAUUAAUGCAUAUUUUUAAAAAUUCACAUAAAAUGCUUCUUCUUCUGAAUUUGUUGACCGAUCUUGAUUUUUUUUCUUCCAACUGGUAGAGCUUCAUGAGGUUCACCAAACUUCUACACAGAAUUUUGAAAUUUUGAGUAGAAAAUUAUUUAUGCUAAUUUAUGCGAAAUUCAUAAAUCACAGAAAAUGCCUCUUUAUUUGUUGACUGAAUUUCAAAAUGCUUCUUCGUCAUUUCAAGUCUGAUUUCAAUUCUGUUUGCUUUUUAUGAUAGCAUUGGUGGGGGAUUCAAAACUUCUACACAGAAUUUUGAAACUCAUUAAAUAUGCUAAUUUAUGCGCAAUUUUCAAAAUUCACAAAAAAAUGCUUCUUAAUUUGUUGACCGAUUUUGAAUUUUUUGCUUCCAUCUGGUAGAGCUUCACCAAAAUUCUACACAGAAUUUCGAAAUUUUGAGUAGAACAAUUUGUAUGCUAAUUUAUGCAAAAUUAAUUUAUGCAUAUUUUUAAAAAUUCACAUAAGAUGCUUCUUCUGAAUUUGUUGACCAAUUUUUUUUCUUCCAUCUGGUAGAGCUGCAUGGGGAACACCAAACUUGUACACAAAAUUUUGUCUAGAAAAUUAUUAAUGCUAAUUUAUGCAAAAUUUAUUCAUAAAUCACAAGAAAUGAAUUUUCUCCUUCAUUUGUUGAUCAGUUUCAAUUUUGUUUGCUUUAUAUGAUAGCUCUAGGUGGUGAUACAAAAUUUCAACACAGAAUUUUGAAACUCAUUAAUAUGCUAAUUUAUUCAUAUAUUUUCAAAACUCACAAAAAAUACUUAUUUGUUGAUUGAUUUUGGUUAUUUUUGUACCAUCUGAGAGCUACACAAGAGUUCAGAAAUUUUGACUAGAAAAUUAUUUAUGCUGAUUUGUAUGAAAUAUAUUCAUAGAUCACAAAAAAUGCUUCUAUGUCAUUUCUUCAUCAAUUUCAAUUCUAUAUCCUCAAUUUAUGUCACCAAUAUCAUUCACUACAGUGUCAACUGGGCUGAAAUUAAAAUUGUGUUAAAUUUUGUUGCGAGAUGCCGGAUGAGCUCCACAUCAUUGAUGUGCUAGUUAAUGUUUAGCAACAUUUUGUGAAAACAGUUACUGUACAUGCAUGUCAUCAUAAACAUCAAUAAGUGGGCAGAUGAUGUUUUGUGUAUAUCCCCACUUUCCUUUUUCUUAUGUCAUUACAUGAAAUCAUAAUUGUUUAAUAUUUUUAAAUGUGUAUAUAUAUGACUUCUUUGUAACAAAUAAAUUGCAGCAACGAUUGUCUUACACAUUAAA